AUGGGUAUUAUUGAGGAUCUCGAAUUAUUUAUUGGAAGCUUAGGCCUAAUAAGGUUUGAUGAAGCGAAUAAUGUACGAACCGAAUACUCACCGCUUAAUGCACCGAGUCGAAUCGAAUACGCUAUUGCACAAGAAUUUCUUGGACAGAAUGGUUCAAUGGAUCCGAUUUAUAUGAUGGUUGAAGCUGAUGAUGGCGGUUCAUUGUUACGAGAUCGUUAUCGAAUAGCGCUCGCAAAUUUAAUAAAGCGAGUACAGUACAAUAUAAGCGUUCAAUACAUGGAUCGAAUCUAUUAUUAUACAGAUCUAUGUGAACCAUAUUGCGAGAUGAAUACGGCUUUUAAAACAUUUUUAGAUCAAUACAAUGAUUCAAGGCGAGCUUCUUACACAUAUCCGACUAUCGAAAUUUUUGGAACUCAAGUUUUUAUAGGAAAUAAUGCAUAUGGUGUAGGCUUGGACGAUAGCAAUCUUAUUGUCUCAUUCACUACUGCUGUACUACAAUUUUUUGUAGUUGCACCUGAAAUUCAUAAAGUACUUUUAUAUGAAUGGCAAAUGGAAUUGCAUAAUAAUAUAAAAGAUAAAGAAUUCGAUUUAUUUAAGAUUGGUAUUACAAGCGAUACUCUUGUAUCUAGUGAAGUACGCCGAAUGGGUAUCGAAACUGCACCCAUUCUUAUUCCUUCAUUUAUUGCGAUGAUCAUUUUUGUUGUUGGAAGUUCAUUCAGACAAAAUCCAUCUCGAAGUAAGCCAUGGGAAUCUUUAUUUGGCUGUUUCAUACCUCUGAUGACGCUAUUCACCACAACCGGAAUUACAUCGGCAUUCGGCAUAAAAUUCCAGUCGAUCGCUGUUGCAUCAUUUUUUCUUAUUCUAUCAGUUGGCAUUGAUGAUGUAUUCAUUAUUCUUCGAGCUUGGGAUCGCACAAAUACAAAUCUCGACAUUCCACAACGACUAUCAAGAACUUUAGAAAGUGCUGGACCAUCAGUAACGAUUAGUUCAGUAACAAAUGCUUUAUCUUUUGCAAUCGGCGUAAUAUCAACAACGCCAGCUGUUCGAACAUUUUGUAUUUAUUCUUGCACUGCGAUUAUAAUUUGCUAUUUUUAUCAGCUUUUAUUAUUCACAUCAGUAUUGGCGAUUGGUGGGAAGCGAGAAAAAAAUGGUUAUCAGUCGCUUCUAUGUUGUCGAAAAGCUGAUCCACAGGCUAGGAAUCAUUUCGUGGAUAAAUUAAGUUAUUUACAAAUAAAGACAAUUAAGAAUUGGUCUAGAUUCAUUUCCUCAUGGCCAGCAAGGAUAAUUUUGGUGUUAAUUAUGGUAAUUUAUUAUUACAUAUCGGUAAUCGGUAUCCAAAAAAUUGAAGCAAAAAUUUCAAUUGAUAAAAUGGCAUUACCUGAUUCCUAUCUUCAAGGAUUUCAACAUGUAUUUGAGGAGGCACUUCGGAAUAUGCAGCCAAUUACUGUUUUCAUCAUGAAUCCUGGUGAUCUUCGUGAUCCGAAUCGACUAAAUGGCAUUAAAGCAAUAGUGAAUGAAUAUGAACACAGCAUUUAUAGCUAUGGUAAUAAAUCGACAUUUUUCUGGUUGACUCAAUAUGAAGAUUUCUUAAGGCAAGUUAAUAUUUCAAAAGCAUUCAAACGCAUAAUGAACCUUAGUUUUUAUAGCGAAACUGGUAAUUUUAAUUACGUGGAUAUACCGUCUUUUCUACGAACAACUUCAUAUUUUUUUUUAAGUUCUUUUCUUCGCCUUAAUAAAACUGCAUGUUAUGAAGAUAGUCCAGACUGCAUAACAUCAUUUUUCUUCGUAACUAAUUUCCAUCAGGUUAUAAAAUACAAUGAGAUGGUACCAGCUGUAUUAGAAUGGAGGCGAAUUGCCGCGAAAUAUUCUGAUUAUGAAGUAUACCCUUAUAGCGAUCAUUCGCCAUUCGUUGAUCAAACUAUGCAAAUUGAAAGUACAGUAUUAUGGAGUGUUCUAGCAGCAUUAUUUUGUACUGCAACAGCUUGUUUCAUCUUUAUACCGAAUAUAAUAAGUUUAAGUUGUGCGGUAUAUUCCGUAUUUAGUAUAAGUAUUGGUAUUUUUGGAAUAUUAGCUCAAUGGGAAGUCGAUUUGGAUCCGCUCUCAAUGGUCGCUUUAUUAAUGGCAAUUGGCUUUUCGGUCGAUUUCACCGCUCAUAUCAGUUAUCACUAUUAUAAGACAACUGGAAAGAAUGCUCGCGAUCGACUAGAAGAAGCAUUAGCUGCGAUAGGCUGGCCAAUGGCUCAAGUUGGAAUCUCAACAAUAAUUGCUUUGCUACCACUUUAUUUCAAACAGUCUUAUGUUGCUCUCGUAUUUUUAAAAACAGUUGUCGUAGUGGUAAUACUUGGAACAUUCCAUGGUUUAGUAGUAUUACCAGCUAUGCUUACAGCUUUUACCUCAGGUUUAGGAACAAGUAUUAGCGCGGAUUCAUCGGAGCGAAGUUCUCAACAAUCACAUGAACGAAAAGAUAGUUUCUACAAAACCGAGAAAUUAAUAAAUAAAAUUAAUCACGAGAUGAACUUCGGAAAACAAACAAAUAAGAAACCGAUCGGAAAGCGAAAAGCUUUCGAUGCGACAAACACGAUUGCACCAAUUUCACCUCUGGACACAGUUGCAACUUCACCAAUUGCUUAUGUACAUAGAAUAACACUUGGUCGAACAAACUCAUUUCCCACAGAUUAA
Dracunculus medinensis (Guinea worm) is the source of this 2679-nucleotide messenger RNA. The record is from the annotation of a GenBank genome assembly. Lineage: Eukaryota; Metazoa; Nematoda; Chromadorea; Rhabditida; Dracunculidae.